Messenger RNA from Chara braunii, 3516 nucleotides. NCBI's taxonomy places the organism in Eukaryota, Viridiplantae, Streptophyta, Charophyceae, Charales, Characeae. The record is from the annotation of a GenBank genome assembly.
GGUGUGACGGUACACAGCGAGGUUUCCUAUGCGGUGAUGGCGGGGGUUGAUCCACGUUUGCACGGAGGUUUAGUGCACGUGGAUCUGCUGCCCGGGACGGUUAUCAGGCCACUCUGAAGGGCUGGAUGCUGGCUGCAGCUGGUCACCCGGCAUUUUCCAGAGACGCUCGGCGUUUUCUCCGUGAGAGUUGUCAGUAGGCUGGUAGAGACGCCCUGGAAGUCCACGGGGUAAGAAAAAGAGAAGGGAAGGGAAGAGAGAGAGAGAGACAGAGAGAGAGAGAGAGAGAAGCAGCCGCUCCGACGAGUCGUGCCGAGCCGUGUAGCCGAUUGCGGCGUCCACGAAACCUCCACACGCACACACAGAGACACACACAGAGAGAGAGAGAGAGAGAGAGAGAGAGAGAGAGAGAGAGAGAGAGAGAGAGAGAGAGAGAGAGGGUUUGGGAACCAGCCGGCCCGUUGAGCCGUGCAGCCGAUUGCGACGUGCACUAAACCUCCACAGAGAGAGAGAGAGAGAGAGAGAGAGAGAGAGAGAGAGAGAGGGUUUGUGAACCAGGCGCCCCGUCGGGCCGUGCAGCCGAUUGCGACGUGCACUAAACCUCCACACACACACACACACACACACACACACACACAGAGAGAGAGAGAGAGAGAGAGAGAGAGAGAGAGAGAGAGAGAGAGAGAGAGAGAGAGAGAGAGAGAGAGAGAGACGGGUUCGUCGUCUGAUUGAUUGGAUGCGAUGGCGGCCUUGACUUCGAGUGCCUCGGCGGUGUCGUCUGCACAGUUAUCGGAAGGAAUCCGUCUCGGGGGAGGUGCCCAUGGCAGGAACUCGAUUGCCAGCUGGAAAUUGGCUAUGCAUAUCCCUUCUACCCCCGCGUUCUGCUUCUCUUCUUCACACGCAAUCAAUGGAUUGCGAUUACGUGAGUAUGUGGGUCUUCGUGUAGCCAUGGCGGAUGGACUGGAGGCAUCGGCCCGGCCGACCUUGCUUGAGCGCGAGAAGAGUGCGUGUGCUUUCCGUGUUCAUCAGGAGCUUACACCCCAGGGAAAUGAGAAGACGAAGACGAAGACGGUGAGGACGAAUGCCUCUAUGGGAGUGGAUGUGGCGCCGCCUACCUCCUUCUCCAUGGCUGCUACUAGCGCAGUGGCAGAUGGAUCGGCGCGGAAGGAGGCCAUGGCUUACUCGACCUCAGUGCGGCGAACCGAGGAAGUGGUCAAGAUGCCGAGUUCCACUACGAGGGACACGGGAGAGGGAGGGAGUCAGUUGUCAACCGUGUCCAUCACUGUUGUCGGAGCAUCUGGCGACCUUGCCAAGAAGAAAAUAUUUCCUGCCCUCUUUGCACUCUAUUAUGAAGGUCAUUUGCCUGAGCAUUUCACUAUUUUUGGAUUUGCCAGGAGUAAAAUGACGAACGAGGAGCUGAGGACAACAAUUAGUAGCACUCUGACCUGCAGAAUUGAUCAGAGGGAGAACUGUGCAGAUAAGAUCGACAAGUUUUUGCAGAGAUGUUUCUAUCAUUCUGGUCAGUACAAUUCCGAAGACAGUUUUCGCCAGCUGGAUAUUAAGCUCAAGGACCAAGAGGCAGGAAGAGUUGCCAGCCGCCUAUUUUAUCUCUCCAUCCCACCAAAUCUUUUUGUUGAUGUCGCAAGAAGUGCAAGUAGAGGAGCGUCAGCAACUCAGGGAUGGACUCGUGUUAUUGUGGAGAAGCCAUUUGGCCGCGAUGCGGAUUCGUCUGCGGAGUUGACGAAUGGAUUAGCGCAGUAUUUGUCAGAGGAACAGAUUUAUAGAAUCGACCACUACUUGGGGAAGGAAUUGGUGGAGAAUCUCUCUGUUUUGCGGUUCUCGAAUCUUGUCUUUGAGCCGCUAUGGUCGAGGCAGUACAUUCGGAAUGUGCAGGUCAUAUUUUCUGAAGAUUUUGGCACGGAGGGAAGAGGAGGUUAUUUUGACAAUUACGGAAUAAUCAGGGACAUAAUGCAGAACCAUCUUCUGCAGAUGGUGGCGUUGUUCGGCAUGGAGGCUCCAGUCACUCUAGAUGCUGAAGAUAUACGGAAUGAGAAGGUGAAAGUGUUGCGAUCAAUGCGGAAACUGAAGUUGGAAGAUGUCGUCAUCGGUCAGUACAAAAGUCAUGUCAAGGGAGGGGUGAAGUACCCAGGAUACGGAGAUGACCCGACCGUUCCGAAGAACAGCAUUACGCCGACGUUCGCUGCUGCUGCGUUGUUCAUCGACAAUGCCCGAUGGGAUGGUGUGCCAAUCCUGAUGAAAGCAGGAAAGGCAUUACACACCAGAAGAGCGGAGAUUCGCAUUCAAUUCCGGCAUGUCCCAGGCAAUUUGUACAAGAAGCUGUUUGCAACAGAUCUGGAUCUAGCAACCAAUGAGCUCGUCAUUCGCGUACAGCCUGAUGAAGCUAUUUAUCUGAAGAUAAAUAACAAAGUGCCCGGACUGGGACUGCGCUUGGACAAAAGCAACCUGAACCUUCUGUAUUCUGAGAGGUAUAAUAAAGAGAUUCCGGACUCGUACGAGAGACUGAUCCUGGAUGCAAUAGACGGCGACAAGCGGUUGUUCAUUCGGAACGACGAGCUGGAAGCAGCGUGGGGCAUUUUCACCCCCGUGCUGAAGGCAUUGGAAGAAAAAAGGGUUUCACCGGAGCUGUACCCGUAUGGAAGUCGAGGGCCGAUAGGUGCCUACUAUUUAGCAGCCAAGUACAACGUUCGAUGGGGUGAUAUGGGCGACAACUAGUUUUGACCAUACUUGCAAGCGGACGCCGUACAGGCGGUUCCGCACGUGCGGCAGACCGCCGGACCGGACCCGCACGGUGCACGAACUGUCUCUUAUACACAUCUAGAUGUGUAUAAGAGACAGCGGCAAAGCGGACCGGACCGGACGCUCGUCCGGUCCGUCUGCUGGCAAGUAUGGUUUUGACUCUUUUCAGUCCUUUUGACCUUGAUGGCCAUCCCUCGAUGUCUUGCUGCAAACGUCUUCACUAAGGAGAUCGACCAGAUGUGAGUGGUCCUUUCAUGUGUUUUUUUUUUUUUUUCCACACCGAUUUUUCUGUCGAUCCUCGCCGUCAAUAAGAUUCCCCAACUUUGAAAGUGUGCUGGAGGCUUUAUCCGUCUGUAACGGUACGUACGCGUUUCGUACGUGAUUGGAGUUCCACUUUGUCGUCAUUGUUCUUCCUGUCAGGAAAGUAGAAUGUCAAUGUAAUCAGUUAACCAAAUUAGAAUUUUUCUUUUCUGUAGUAGGUGCAAAUUAGAUAGUGAGGAUUACAUAUAACACCCACGUCUUCCUCCCACUUGCGGGAUUGGAUGUAGCUUUCAGGCCCCGUCUCCUUUUCGUUUUUUCAAAAAAUUUAAUUUCCAACCAAGGGGUCACUUAAGUAGGACUCUCGCUGGAUUAGAUCCUUUCUACGAUGAUAGUACUCUAUACUUUCACGGAGUUUUCCCUCUCAGAUUUCUCCCACUGUAUUGCAUCCCCAAUUUCUGUUCUUGGUUCACAUUUGAGAGGAAAGGAACGUCUUUAACUUCU